UACCGCUAGCCUGAGAAGGAGAUCGCUCUGACUCUUCCUCUAAUGCCUCGCUCACCUUCCACUCCACAUCCUGUAUUAUCUGUGUCAGAGUUGAUACCGAAUGCCAAAACAAAAGCCAACACAUUCCAACCAGUUGUAGAGGACUGGAGCCAAGAAAACACAGCAAGUAGUCUCAACAUGAGAGACAAAGGGAUGUUAUGCUCACACACCUUAGUAUCUCUCUCUCUCCCUCUUCCCCUGUUUUAUUCUUUCUCACGUUUUGUUCCCCUUUUAAAGGUUCAUUCUCCCUAUCAACUUCCCUCUUCUCAGCAGGCUUUUUCUCAGCCUGAACUUUUGGAUCAGAGAGCAGUCUUUUCUUUGCCCAAUGGAGGUAGCAAAAGCGGAGGAAUCCACUGCUCCUGUAGCAGAGUUCUCGAUACAAGCGCUGAGACUCCUCUCGAGAUCCCUCCUCUUCCUUUCCACCCACUCCACCCACCCUCUCUUCGGCAUCCUCGCUGCCGCCUCCCUCCUCGUCAUCCUAUACCUCCCCCGCUCGCUCCUCUCCCUCGUCCUGUCCCCCGUUCCCAUCUCCACAUUCUUCCUCCUCGCUGCCCUCCUCCGCCACGGUUCCCCGCCGCUCAAGUGCCCCGCUGCUGUUGCCACCGUCGAUGACGGGGAGGAGGAGCUUACCUCACUCUGCCCGGAAACCAAGGCGGAAUCCUCCUGUUACCAUCAAGAAGUUAUCUUUAGCAAUGAUUUCAUCAGCUGCGGACGGAGGAGCAGGCCGCUCGAGAUCAUAUACGAAGAGUACGAGGGGGAGGAGGAGGAGGAGCGCGGCGGCGGAGGAUCGCACCAGUACCGGGGCUGGCUGCAAAAUGCCGACUUGGAAAGCGUGAGACUCGGGUCUCUCGGGUUCACGUACGCGGAGGAGGAGAAGUGGGGCGACGGAGGCUCGGAGGACUACCGGAUGUGGCCGCAAAAUGCCGACUUAGGAAGCAGGAGAGCGGGGCCGAUCAGGUUCGCGUACGGUACCGAUUCCGACACCGAGAGCAACGGUGGCUCGCAGGCUGCGUCGGAGGCGGAGGGGUCGAGCUCGCCGGAGGAACACCGGCUCAUGUGGGAGGACGACGAGGACGGGGACGACAUGAUCGAGAUCGAGCUCGAGCUCGAGGAGGAGAACAUGAUCGAGAUUGAUAUCUCCGGCGGCCGGUGAUCGAGAAGUCUCUGCCGUCGCCAUCGCCGGCGGCCGGUCAGAGAUUCUUGGUCGGGGGCUAAGGGGAGAUCUUUGCUCGUUAAUGAAAGGGCCGAUGGGUCGUUGGAUUUCCACGUAUAUGUACACGACAUAUAUGGACGAGGAAAGAGAGUGCAAAAUCAAGUACAAUUCCUCCAUAAGUUCACUUCUCCGUCAUCCAACGAGUGGCAGCCAUAGGCGUACAUGAGGAAGCCCGACAAGCUCGUGCAAUUAUAUGGCCGCCACACAGAAGAAACCAAACGAAACUUAUCGUCUUCUUUACGUGUAAGCUAAGUUUGAUCCAUAUAUCACCCGAAAGCAUCGAAGUCGAGGACAAGGUAAGUGAGAAUCUACUUCGAGUUAAGCGAGGUGUCUUUUCGAGUCUAUCUCAGAUCGAAUCGAUA
Musa acuminata subsp. malaccensis (wild Malaysian banana) is the source of this 1614-nucleotide messenger RNA. RefSeq lists its product as uncharacterized. NCBI's taxonomy places the organism in Eukaryota, Viridiplantae, Streptophyta, Magnoliopsida, Zingiberales, Musaceae. The record is from RefSeq and is a predicted model, not a curated record.